Messenger RNA from Podarcis raffonei (Aeolian wall lizard), 1890 nucleotides. RefSeq names its product octopamine receptor-like. Gene Ontology annotation, molecular function: G protein-coupled receptor activity. The record is from RefSeq and is a predicted model, not a curated record. The coding region runs from base 566 to 1384 and encodes 272 amino acids. Gene Ontology annotation, cellular component: membrane. The transcript is spliced from 4 exons. Gene Ontology annotation, biological process: adenylate cyclase-activating adrenergic receptor signaling pathway. Lineage: Eukaryota; Metazoa; Chordata; Lepidosauria; Squamata; Lacertidae.
AGUUUUCCCCCCAUCCUUUUUUCAAAUGAGCGUUGGGAGAAAUAUCAGAUUACAACCAACUCUGUUGCAGAGGAGGUGGAUUAAUCAUGCACACUCGCUGAAAGAGACUCUGCUUUUUCCGGCAAGCCAGAGAACAGCCUAGUGCUGAAAUCAGAUUUUAAAAAAUGUAAUACCAUCAUUACCAAAGAGAGACGAGAGAAAGACUUGGCUUCGAUGCCCUUGGUUUCUUCGGCUUUAAGCCCAACUAGAAGAGAUGGAUAUAAAUAUCUCUUUACUAUCCAAUAUCUGUUCAGCCACCUUGUCCUUGGUGAAAGCAGGUGCCAAUCAGACAGAAGCAGGCAUUGGAUUCCAGCAGGUGGCAAUCGGACUGAUACUCGCUUUUAUAGAUUUGGCGACUCUUUUGGGAAACACAGUGGUGUUUAUCUGUCCCUUGAUGGAGAAGAGGCUCCGGACAGUUACCUAUAUGUUUAUCAUGUCCUUAGCAAUGGCAGAUUUUCUUGUGGCUUGCCUGGUGAUGCCAUUUAGGUAAGAAAUCUGACAAAGCAUCGUUUAUGAAGUGACUGGCAUGUGGAUGUUUGGGAGAGAGUUCUGCAAAGUCUGGAUCUCAUUCGACGUCAUGUUCUGCACGGCUUCCAUAGUCACAUUGUGUUUCAUCAGCCUGGACAGAUACUGUUCUGUCGUAACACCCUAUCGUUAUUCAAAGAGGAUGUCGCGGCAAAGGUGCGUCAUAAUGACCUGCGCUGUCUGGAUCUAUUCUUCCCUGAUUUCCUUUUUGCCCGUCAUGAAAGGCUGGAAUGAGAUACCCGGCGUGGAUUUUGACGCUACCAAAGAGUGCGUCUUUGUCACCAACUGGGUUUUCGCCAUUGUAGCUUCAGCUCUGGCCUUCUUCAUCCCCUUCGCCAUCAUGUGCAGUAUGUACUUCUUCAUCUACCGCGCAUCCAGACUCAAGGCCUCCCGCAUCGUCUCUCAGACCCUCGACCUUCACUACCACCCACAGAGUAAACGCCAGAACAGCCUGCAGCUGGAAAACAAGGCCACUCGCACCAUCAGCAUCCUCAUCUCAGUCUUUAUACUGUGUUGGCUGCCAUAUUUUGUCUUCAACGUAUGGUUGGCCACCAAAGGGGCCAAUUCCACCAGCAAAGUUCUUGUUGGCACUUUCAAGAUCAUCACCUGGCUGGGCUAUUGCAAUUCCACAAUCAACCCAAUGCUCUAUGCUUUCCUCAACUGGGACUUUCAGCGAGCUCUGAAGAAACUGCUGACCUGCAGGCGCGGGUCUCAAGUGGUCAUGGGCGAGGAUAUCGUUUCGAUAGUGACGUUCACAAAGACAGCUCAAGACCCCAGAGCGCAAGGGGAAAGAAGAUCUAUGUUCUGCAACUCUGAAUAAGUCUUCACACAUGUGGGCAGUAGGAGAGUCACUGGAAUCCUUCACCACCCAGUAUGGGAACCCUAGAUAUGAAAUGGAUUUUGGGCUGAAUUUGUAUUGCAAAACAUAAGCAUGGUGAAGUUUUUUCUUCUCCAGCAGGUGAAUAGCUACAGGGGGAAAUAGCUAGAAUAUGCAAACAAAAGAAGCCAUUGAUUAUUCUAGCCAGGGCUGGAUUCAAGCCCUUUCAGUGCCAAAUGUAGCAGAGUACCAGUUAGAUCCAUUAAGCUACAGACCUGGGUUUUAGCUUUCUAUAAAACACAGCCAUUCUGAAAGGUUGUCUGCAACAGCCUUUGCCACUACUGUUAUUCCCUUUGGCUCAGUUUCUCCACCGCUAUUUUCGAUGCUGUCUCCAGCUUAAAUCACCGCUUGAAUCAAUGGCUAGGUAGGGUUGAUAUUCCUUUUGUCUGUUUUUGUUCCUCGCUAGUGUCCUUCUUAAACCUCUGAAGGGACAACUGCAGUAAACUUUG